GGAAAACUUCAGCACUUUUGAGGGUCCGGAAUAUCACGCUCGGUGUAGCUGACCGUUCUGCCCCUUUCGGCCACUGCAAAGGGCGUUUCCACUCGUGACACCGUCUCGGGACGCCCCUGUUUCCAAACGCCGUCCUGUGUUGCUCUCUGCGUUGAGCGCUCUGGCAUCGUAAUCGUAGCAUGGAGACCCUCCCCCAGGAGAAGCCCGAAGAGAUCGAUAUCGAUGACGUUGAGGAGUUAUCAAAGGUAAGAAAAUGCCGGUUCCACUGUGCGUGAGGACCAUCAUAUGCGCAUCUCACGCCAUGCCCCAUGCCAUCCAGGACUGUGCCCGUUUGCACUGUGUUGUGGCUGUGUGUGUGCAUGCAACGCAAUGCAGGACGAGUUUCUGUGGCGGUCGUUUGAGAGUUACGUGACGGUCAAGGAGUUGUCGCUGCGCGGCACUCUCGAGGACAACAAGGAGCAGGAACAGCCCAUGGAUAAGACGGUGAGUGAGAAGGGCAGAGGGACGGGUGAGUGAAAGGCAGGCACUCGGAGGCCGUUGUGGGUCGUGUGUAUGUGUGGUGCAGGCUGACCGUCGUCGGUAUGAGAUUCAGGACCGCAUUGAGCUGACGGGACCGGUGGGCACAGGACGUCUGUGUGUAUGGUGGAUGGAUGGAUGGCUGAAGGCACGUGCUCUUCAUGUGUGUGUGUGUGCGCAGAUGCCCACGGCCUCGCUGUAUCAGAUGUGCAAGAACAGGGAUACCAAGUGAGUCUGUAACAGCACUUGAGACAGCAAAGGAGGGAGGCAGGGGCAGCGUCACGUCACAGCUCUGAUGGAUGGAUGGAUGGAUGGAUGGUCUCUCUGCCCGUCCCGUCUGCAUGUGUGUGUUUGUGUGCUGUGUGUGUGUUUGUUUGGUCGUUCCUUCAGGGAGUAUGGUUGGUGCUUGAUGCAGGAGGGCCCUUUGCGCAUCACACGGCUCGACACAUGGUGGGUACCCAUACACACAUCACAUCAAGAAACACACACACACACACACACACACAUACACAUACACACGUGUUCUUUCCCUGCGCUGCAUGUGCCUCUGUGAUGUGUCAGUUUCGUGUUGGCGGUGACGGCGCCCCCCCGGGCCACACUGCGUUCGGGGCCGAUCCACUGCAGGUCGGCCAGCGGUGAGGCGCAGAUAGUGUUCAAGACGGGCGAGAGGUACGACGCCUGGAGCAAGAGCAACCACCUGUUCAUCCAAAACACCACCGCCGACGACUCAAAGGUAGGUCCCAUACACUCUCUCUGCCUCCGUGGACGGCUGUGUGUGUAUGUGUGUAUGUGUGUGUAUGUGUGUGUAUGUGUGUUCAUUCAGUGGAACCGUGAGCUGUAUUCGCUGCGGGUGCACGACGUGGAGCACCACGAGUAUUUCACCAAGGUGGUGCAGGAGAUCAUCGACGACGUGCACACCCUGGUGCCGCCCACCCUCGUGCCCCUGCCGCCCCUCGAGCUGCCCCUGCCGCCCCCACUCCCCGGACGACGGCCCGUCGCAUCAUACAGCUGCGUGGGAGCCAUCGGCAACACAUACUCGUGAGCGACCAUGGGAGGGAGGGAGGGAGGGAGGGAGGAUGCCAUCAAUAAUGGCAUCUGUGUCGUGUGUUUGGGUGUCUGUGCAGGGAGGGGAUUGACACGUGAGCGGAGUGGCUGGUAUUGCGGGGGGUUGGGGGAAGAGGGUGCUGUGUGUUGAUUGGUUGAUUGGGUGGUCGGGCUGUGGCGUGCGUGGCGUAGUGAGCUGUGGAGGAGACAGACAUGGAUGCGUCCAUGGAGGAGUGGGUGUGUGCUUG
Molecule: messenger RNA, 1808 nt
Organism: Vitrella brassicaformis
Lineage: Eukaryota; Vitrellaceae
Source: the annotation of a GenBank genome assembly